AACGUCGCUACUGAAAUUCCCUCUGAUCGGGGCGGAGGGAAGGGGGGGGAAGGAGACGAGCCACAAAGGAAGUGAAUGGCAAGGAGCACUGGUUAAGAAGGUGCAAGGACUGAGGUGGAUAGCCACUGUUGCGUCGACUAGAGACAUAAGCAAAGAGAGAGGGACCUCCUUUAAAGACCAAUGGGUCCAUGCAAAUGACUCCUGCGGAAUUAAUCUUGGGAAGGCAGAGGGAAGCUCACCAUGAAAGCACCGAGGACGGGGCCAAAGAGAGCACGACCCGCAGGAGAAGAGGAGGAGGUGGAGAAAAUGGGCAACUAAAACGGUGUCGCGCUGAAAGUCCGGUCCGGGUUUUGUCUACAGCCCCGGGCAUCAGCAAUAGCGGCAGCAGCAGCAAGAGCAAGCGGCAGCCUUUUGCAAUGUGGUCCGCCUGUGUCGGUCCUUGCAGAGCGAGGAUGUAGAGGUGGGUUUGCCGAGAAGGAGCUGUUGGCGAGGGAUCGAGCACCAGAGAGAGAGAGGGAGGGAAAGAGGAAGACCUGUUCUCGUCCGCUGCCUUUAGCUUUCCUAACUUAUCUGCAAUUCCGACUUUGCCAGCCCCGACCUCUCCCUUGUAUGCCGGCGACCCACCGACUCGCGUUUUGCAGCCACCCCUGAUGUACCCGGUGGGGAGGCGGCUGCCCCCGGGGUCCCUUUCUUCUUCGGGAGACCUUUGGGGCAGGUGUUAAGAUCAUCACCGUUACGGUGUACGGUCCGGAUUUGGAUCUUUAAUCCGGCUGGCGACAGCGCGCGCGCAACACGCACACAUCGACUGCCCGGAGUGGCGGCGGCGGCGGCGGCGGCGGCGACUGCAGCUCCCCUUCCUCGCCGCUGCUGCUCCUGUUUUUUUGCUCCGGAUCGUUUUGCCUCUGCUCCGCUUUGCACAAACAAGCAACUACCAAGGGAAGACAGAACAGAUUGCUGGCAUAAGAGGAUCUACAGUUAAGAAAGAACUGUCAACCAAAGUGUGGGAAGGAUCCAUGGAUUGAUGGCUUUCAUGUGGUUUAUCAUUUAGACUGUGGAGAGCUGCUGUGGACAGUAGAGGAAUAGACCAUUCACCAUUCUGCUGCUUUUCUGGUCAAGCAGAAAUCCUAAGACAUCGGCUUUCAGAGACAUCAGUUAUAUAUGAAACCUGCAGGACAUGUUGUAAUGGCCUUGAAAUUGCACUGAAGACGGACCUUGCUCCUUCCACUAUUUGUGAUUAGUGCUGCUAUUAUUGUGGUGGUUGGUUUUUCACAGCAAGUGGGCUUGUUGCUUUAUCUGGUCUCCUCUUGGUUAAAAAAAAGAUGUCCGAACCUGGUUCUCAUCAAGACGCUGGCAUCAAGCCAGGCCUAUUGGGAAAAAGCAAUAGCCCAGAUGACUCUCAGCCUUCAGUCAAUUCAGAAAGAAGGAACAAAAGUGGGAUAAUAAGUGAACCUUUGAACAAAAGUCUUAAGAAGUCUCGACCACUCUCCCACUACUCCACUUUUGGUAGCACCAGCUUGUUAAGUGAACAUUCUGAAAAAGGUGCCCCUGUAGCCAACGGCAAUGAAGCAACUAUGGAUAAAAGCAAUUCUACCUCAAAGCACAAAAACAUCUCUGACAUGCUGAGUAAAUCAGAUAUUUCUUCAGAAGGACAGAACAUCUUGCAACAGUUUGCUCAGUCUACAGAGCUGCUCAAAAGAGUAGUCCAGGAGCACAUUCCCCUGCCUAGUGACCACGGGACGGGCAUCUCAGACAUGGAAGCUGUCUCGGCUGCAGAGACAAUGAACAGCCCGUCUGAUUUCCCUUACCUGGGGGCUUUUCCUAUCAACCCUGGCCUUUUCAUUAUGACCCCUGCUGGCGUAUUUCUGGCAGAGAGCGCACUCCAUAUGGCUGGCUUAGCAGAGUACCCAAUGCAGAACGAAUUGGCAUCUGCCAUCAAUUCAGGGAAAAAGAAACGGAAACGAUGUGGCAUGUGUCCUCCUUGCAGAAGACGGAUAAAUUGCGAGCAGUGCAGCAGUUGUAGGAACCGUAAAACUGGGCAUCAGAUUUGCAAAUUCCGAAAAUGUGAGGAACUUAAAAAGAAGCCUUCUGCUGCACUGGAGAAAGUGAUGCUUCCUACAGGCGCUGCAUUCCGAUGGUUUCAGUAGGAACAAGAAUCCCAAAGCUCUGUCAUCCAGUGCAAUGUCACUGCUUGCUUGUGUUGUCUCAGGCAAGAUGUUUUUUUGGCGGAAAUGAAUGGAUGCGCCUUUGUCUCCUUUAGAACCAAAAAUAUUUUCUCACAGAGUUCAUUCCUGUUUUUAUAUUUUUUUCUCAUUUGUUUAACAUCUUCAAGUACUACUAAAAAACAAACAUUAACUGCUUUUCAAAUAAUUUUUAAAAAAGAAUCCAUAAAGUACCAAGACGUAAUGGAAUAUGGACAAUCAAUUUAUUUCCCUGUGUUUUGAUGUUGAUGUUGUUUAUGUGUGGAAGAUGCAGUUCUUGUGUAGAGAAUGUAAAUUUACAGUAACCUUUUAAAUCUAGUUACUAAUAAGCACUACUGUAAUUAGCACAGCUGUUUAUUCAUUCAUAUUUUUGUUUGAUUAAUUUCCAUCAUUAAAGAAAAAUAGUGUGGCUAGUUUCUAGAAUGGCUCAACUUCAUGUUUAUAAAUGAGAAUAUGUUUAAAAUAAAGUAGUUUCCCUUUCCCUAACCAUACACAUAAGAUUAAGGUUUAAUCAGCAAGAUGUUUGGUAUGAAAAGUGAAAGUGUACUGCAAAACUGGCAAGUUCUUAAAGCAAAGCAAAAUAAUAAUUAAGUUUAGAUCAAGAAGAACUGCACACUAGAAUAAACCUGGAAUUAACUGCAGCAAUUCUCUUUUAGAAACCAUUUGAACAAUGUUACUGGAAUUCAGAUAUAAGGCUAUUGCAGAACCUGUGCUGAACACAUAUACGAGUCUUUUUCUUCUGUUCAAAGCCCUUGUUUCCUGCUUUCUCACCAUCACUAACUGAAAGGCUGUUUGUAAUGUUCUAGCGAUUCAGGCUGUUUUGUGAAUAAAAAUGAAAGCAUGUUUUGUG
Molecule: messenger RNA, 3048 nt
Organism: Rhineura floridana
Lineage: Eukaryota; Metazoa; Chordata; Lepidosauria; Squamata; Rhineuridae
Gene: CXXC5
Product: CXXC finger protein 5
Exons: 5
Coding region: 1320-2144 (274 amino acids)
Cellular component (GO): nucleus
Molecular function (GO): zinc ion binding; methyl-CpG binding
Source: RefSeq, a predicted model, not a curated record